AGCUGUAUAAAAAAAAGAUCAGACACAUCCAUCCAUGGACAUGUAGAGAGAGAGAGAUAGAUAGAAAAAAAAAAGAGGAUGGCGGCAAUUCUAGGGAUAGGGACAGCAAAUCCUCCUAAUUGCAUCACUCAAGAAGACUACCCUGACUUCUGCUUCAGAGUCACCGGCUCUAACCAUUUGACCCACUUCAAGCACAGAUUCACCUCUCUCUGUGAGAAAACAGGAAUCAAGAAGCGUUACCUGCAUCUCACGGAGGACAUCCUGAGAGAGAACCCGAGCCUUGUGGACCACAAUGCUCCAUCGCUGGAGCUCCGGCAGAGGAUAUCAGAGGCGGAAAUCCCGAGGCUCGGGAGGGAGGCGGCUUUGAGAGCGACCGAAGAUUGGGGACAGCCGAAAUCGGAAAUCACCCACCUCAUCUUCUGCGCAAUGCAGGCCAUACACAUGCCUGGGGCGGAUUUUCGGCUCACUGUCAGCCUCGGCCUCAGCCCGUCCAUCCGUAGGAUCAUGCUUUACCACCAGGGCUGUCAUGUCUCGGUCACUGCCCUUCGUCUCGCCAAGGACAUCGCCGAGAAUAACCACCGAGCCCGUGUCCUUGUUGUCUGUUGCGACAUGACCAUCGGGAGUUUCCGACUGCCUUGCGAGGAUGAUGGAGAGGAUCUCAUCAUGCAGACAAUCUAUGGCGAUGGAGCGGCUGCAGUCAUCGUGGGAGCAGACCUGGACAAGUCAUGUGAACGGCCAUUUUUCCGGAUAGUGGGCGGGGCGCAAACGAUCAUUCCGGAUUCAGAUGGGGCUCUCUGUGGGCGUGUGAAUGAGAAUGGAUUCUCAAUGGACAGAAGAACAAAGGUCCCUGGAUUCAUAGCCUCGGCCAUUAGUUGUCACCUCAACGACUUCUUGACUAAAAUGCUUCACGAUACGGGCACCGACACAAUCAAAGACUGGAACGCGGUGUUCUGGGUGAUGCAGGCAACAAGUAAGCCAGUGCUCGACAGAAUAGAAGCAGAAUUGCAGCUACAUAAGGACAAAUUAGAGGUUUCAAGGAAGGUGUGGAGAGAAUAUGGGUACAUGAUGAGCUCGAGUACCUUAUUCGUCCUCAAUGAAGUAAAGAAAAGGAUGGUUGAGCAGAGGAAUGAAGGUUCCGAUUAUGGAGUCAUGGUCGGGUUUGGAGCCGGUCUCACCCUUGACGCUGUUGUGCUACAGAUGGUGCCUUUGCCUCCUACGCUUGAAUUAGCUGUCUAACUUUCCAAUGGAGUUCAUUCUCACAUAAGAUUGGACCAGCAAAAUAAAGCAUAGAGAAUAAUACCUUUUGUGGUCAGCAAUGGCAGAUCAAGGAAUGUCUGUGAUCUGCUCUGAACUGGUAAUGAAUAAAGCAACGGUACUUCAAUAUGUCAAUAACAAUAAAUGCCCGACAAUUUUUAUAUGCAAUCAAAAGAGUGUUUCACUGUUUA
Molecule: messenger RNA, 1445 nt
Organism: Tarenaya hassleriana
Lineage: Eukaryota; Viridiplantae; Streptophyta; Magnoliopsida; Brassicales; Cleomaceae
Product: chalcone synthase 1-like
Exons: 3
Coding region: 79-1236 (385 amino acids)
Biological process (GO): polyketide biosynthetic process
Molecular function (GO): acyltransferase activity, transferring groups other than amino-acyl groups
Source: RefSeq, a predicted model, not a curated record